Messenger RNA from Cryptomeria japonica (Japanese cedar), 2350 nucleotides. Its product is annotated as rac-like GTP-binding protein 5. Gene Ontology annotation, molecular function: GTP binding; GTPase activity; protein kinase binding. Lineage: Eukaryota; Viridiplantae; Streptophyta; Pinopsida; Cupressales; Cupressaceae. Gene Ontology annotation, biological process: cortical cytoskeleton organization; establishment or maintenance of cell polarity; regulation of actin cytoskeleton organization. The transcript has 9 exons. Gene Ontology annotation, cellular component: plasma membrane; cytoplasmic vesicle; cytoskeleton. The coding region runs from base 1175 to 1825 and encodes 216 amino acids. The record is from RefSeq and is a predicted model, not a curated record.
UCAUUUACCUCAAGUUCUCCUCUGCCUUUAUCUUCGCUUUACCUUUCUCUUUAUUCUUCUUUACAUGACCUACUCUGUAUUUUGCGCUCUCAACUUGCUCUGUAUUUUUACUUAACGAGAUAUGCGUAUAAAUCCCGCAGGGGUUUAUCGGGAAAAUACUUCUGCGAGUAUUGCGGAACACUCUUAACGGCCAUUUUCAAACACUAGUCUAAGCUUUCACCUCAAGUUUCCUGCUACAUUUCGUGAGUUUUUUAUUGCAAUUUUGUGGUUGCUUAAAUACGUUUUAACCAGAAAAUCUGCCGUAUUUUUCAUUGAAAGCCGUUUUGCUGCACUUUUGUUAAAAGUUUUGUUGAAAUUUCGGAUGCAUUCUCAUGGUUUGGUGCGUUUUGUUAGAAUAUUUGCUUACUGGCUUUAAACCUUCGUGAGAAUAUUUGCUUUCUGGCUUUGAAUUUUUACCUUUGAUUUACAUACUGCGCUUUUCGCGUUACAUUUGAGCUUCUCUGGUGUUAAUUUGUUAUAUCUUGGGCGUUUUCUGGGAUAUCUUUGUAUGCUUGUACGUUUCUUUGUGAUAGUAGUUGUGUAUCGCCUGUAAGUGUUUUUAUCUCCCUUAACAUUGCGCUUUUCUCGUGAAAACUUUUGUUGUUUUGGUUUUUCAUUAUUCCAAAUUGGUUUUACAUAGACGUUGGAAUAAGUUUGCUACUCAUUAAAGAUUAUAAAGUUUACGUGUAUUCUGGUGCUUCUUGGUUUUCGGACUCGAAAUUGUCAUUUUACUGCAGUUGUUUGCAAAAACGUGUCAAAUUUGACAGCAUUUUUCGCUUGAGGGUGCAUUUGUGUCAACAUUUCUUCAGCUUUUCAUAGAUUUCCGCAAUUUUGGGUCGAACGCUUGUACUAUGAUCGUGCCAUUCUUUUCCAUAUCCUCAUUUAUGUCAUGUUUUACUAUUAUCCUUGUUUAAUUCGGUGCGUUGUGGUACGAAAUGCGCCUUUCUGCAAUAUCGUCCUGUAUAUUUCAGAAAAUAGUUAAAACCUUUGUAAACUGUAGAAAUACCCCGAGUUAAAGCUGAUUUUAGGCCUCGAUUCUCCGGUUAACUCAAGCAAUGAAGACUUGAGCUUGUUUGAUCAAAGGCGGAAAAGGAAAAUUUGCAUAUUUGGUGGUGGUACUUGGGACUGGUGUAGAAUGGCAAUGAACCCUUCCAGGUUUAUAAAAUGUGUGACAGUGGGAGAUGGAGCUGUUGGGAAAACUUGCAUGCUUAUUUGCUACACCAGCAACAAGUUCCCUACUGACUAUAUACCAACAGUAUUUGAUAACUUCAGUGCAAAUGUAGUUAUUGAUGGAAACACUGUAAAUUUGGGUUUAUGGGACACGGCAGGUCAGGAAGACUACAACAGGCUGAGGCCGCUCAGUUAUAGAGGAGCAGAUGUGUUUGUCCUGGCAUUUUCUUUAGUAAGCAGGGCUAGCUAUGAAAAUGUUUCUAAAAAGUGGGUAACUGAGUUGCGGCAUUAUGCUCCUGGUGUGCCAGUUGUUUUGGUCGGAACAAAAUUAGAUCUCCGUGAGGAUAAACAUUACUUAUCUGACCAUCCUGGUUCAGUCCCUGUAACAACUGCAGAAGGAGAGGAGCUAAGGAAACAGAUUGGAGCUGCUUCAUAUAUAGAGUGCAGCUCAAAAACCCAGCAGAAUAUUAAAGCUGUCUUUGAUGCGGCAAUCAAGGUUGUAAUUCAACCACCAAAGCAGAAGGAAAAGAAAAAGAAAAAGUCCCGUGGAGGUUGUUCAAUUUUAAAUCUGAAAACUGGUAACCUUGUGAAAGAAGCUGCAAACACAUACUGUUGAUUGUUGCAUGGAGCUGGAUAUGAGAAGGAACAGCAGAGAGAAAAGAAUACCUAGGCAAAACUAGCGGAACAAAUAUGCUACCUACACCAGGAGGUUUUAAUGAAAGUUGCACAAAUUUCCAUACAUAUAAGGAGGAUCCUUUGUGGAAGGAAUAUUUUGUGCGUUGAGUAGACACCAGUUGUUCAGUGUGACACAGAUUUACUUUGCCUGUACAUUUUCAGUGUUUGAUCAAGUGCGCUAUGCUUGACACCGAUUGUUUAGAUAUUUUGAUACAUCUUGUGUGAGAUUUACUAAGGCGGAAAAGUGCUUCUCUAUCCAUUCCCUUUUCCGGAUGUUGGACUCUCAACUGCUGUGGGUGUUGAAUUGAAAUAUUUUAUUGGGCAGUUGUAUAAACGAGAUAUUUUUAACUGGUAAUGAUUUAUCCAUGGAUAAAUGCUACGCUAUAUGUUGAUGUUACUUACAUUAAAAACUUUGUAGAUUUGGUGAAAAAAUAUUUGCUUACACUGUGAUGGCUAAAAUUUUGUA